ACACAGAAAUAUGUAUAUGUAUAUGACAUGGAGAAUGCGAAUGGCUGAGUGUUUGACACGUGAUUGGGAAUUUGAAACAACAAGUACACCGCAGCAGUACGACAAGUAUUGCGCUCCUAACGCAGCGCAAAUGUCCUACUUUAAUAGUAUAGUGGGGGAACAUUGAAGCUUAUUGUUACCUAGACAGGUGGAAAGUGGGCAUCGUUAAAUUACAGUACGUUAUUAAUUUGCGGUCGUCCGCUGAAGCGACCGGUUCUCCUCGAGUACAAUUGAUACUCCAGCGAUAUAAAUUCAAAUUAUUUUUCAUGCGUUAAUCCAAUUUAGUGUCGUGUUAGUGUUUUUAUUUUAUACGUAUUUUUAAACAAAGCUUCGAGAGCAUUAAGAGGAAACGCUGGAAGAGGAGGCUUGGAUCGGGAUGACCAGCCGUUUUUGGAAAACGUUGUCGCGGCGGCGUUGUUUAGAAGAGAAUGAAGAGACGAAAGUUGAGCAAUUGGCACGGGUCCUUGGUUUAUUCGACUUGACCGCGCUUGGCGUGGGCGCGACUCUCGGUUUAGGCGUCUACGUUCUUGCUGGAAGCGUGGCCAAAGAAACGGCCGGUCCGGCCGUUACUAUUUCUUUCUUUAUAGCCGCCGUCGCGUCCGCUUUCGCGGGCAUGUGCUACGCGGAAUUUGCAUCAAGAGUGCCGAAAGCUGGAUCAGCGUAUGUUUACAGUUACGUGACAGUAGGCGAGUUCAUCGCUUUCGUGAUAGGAUGGAAUUUAAUUUUGGAGUACGUAAUUGGUACAGCGAGCGUCGCCCGAGGACUCAGCAGCUACAUCGACGCAUUGAUAGGAAACGUCAUGGCUGACUUCUUGCGCUCCGUUAUGCCCAUAAAUAUCCCUUUCUUAUCGGAAUAUCCCGACUUUUUCGCCUUUGCGAUGGUCAUGUUGUUAGUAGUACUCCUAUGCGUGGGAGUGAGGGAAUCGUCCAUCUUAAACAAUAUAUUUACCAUUAUAAAUUUGAUAACUAUCACGAUCGUCAUUGUCGCAGGUUCGAUAAAAGCGGAUCCGUCAAACUGGUCGAUCGCUCCCGAAGACAUUCCGAAUUCCGUGAAACACGGAGGAGCGGGUGGGUUCAUGCCGUUCGGUGUCAGCGGAGUGAUGAUGGGAGCGGCCAAAUGUUUCUACGGAUUCGUGGGAUUUGACGCAGUCGCUACCACCGGCGAGGAAGCCAGGAAUCCCCAACGUCACAUCCCUCUAGCGAUCGUACUAUCUCUCCUUAUUAUAUUCAUAGCAUACUUUGGCGUCUCGACAGUCCUAACGAUGUUACUGCCUUACUACGCUCAGAAUGCGGAUGCGCCGUUUCCGCACGCGUUCGACAAGGUCGGAUGGCUCGUUAUUAAAUGGAUCGUCAACGUAGGCGCGGUGUUCGCGCUCUGCACCAGUCUCUUGGGCGCUAUGUUUCCCUUACCGCGUGUAUUAUACGCCAUGGCCAGCGACGGGGUGAUAUUCAAGAUUCUUUCCAAAGUGCAUCCCAAGACCAUGACGCCUAUACACGGCACGGUGCUCUCUGGUUUACUUAUUGGUCUUAUGACACUCAUCUUCAAUCUGCAUCAGUUGAUCGACAUGAUGUCUAUCGGGACUCUACUUGCGUACACGAUAGUAGCAAUAUGCGUCUUGAUAUUGAGAUAUCAAAAAGAAGAAAAUUCUAGCGAUACUCCUACGGUACUACCAGCGAAUGAUUACGAAUUUACGCCUGUAAACAUAUUUAAGGAAUUAUUUAAUUUGCAGAAUCAAAAGGAACCAACGGAGCUUUCUACUAGAAUUGCAAACAUUGGCACUGUCUUACUCUGUAUUAUUAUAUGCAUCAUCACUUUUCUGAUAAGUAACAUGAGCGCGUACUUGCUCGCAGGAAAUAUCGUGAUAUCUGUGAUACUAAUUGUACUCGUAAUUGUUCUAUUUUUAAAUUUAGCAGCGAUCGGUAGACAACCGGUACAGAAAGUUGAAUUGUCUUUCAAGGUACCUCUCGUUCCGCUUAUUCCAUGUCUCAGUAUUUUUAUAAAUAUAUAUUUAAUGUUCCAACUAGACGUUUUUACGUGGAUCAGAUUUGCCACUUGGCUGCUAAUCGGUAAGUCUUAUCAUAUUAUUUAAAAGUAAAAUGAAAGUAUGCCCGAGUUAAAAUCGGAACUUUAAAGGUUUCUUUAGAUCAGAUAUUAUUGC
This is a messenger RNA of Pogonomyrmex barbatus (red harvester ant), 2197 nucleotides long. It is a transcript of the gene slif, whose product is annotated as cationic amino acid transporter slimfast. Gene Ontology annotation, cellular component: plasma membrane. Gene Ontology annotation, molecular function: L-ornithine transmembrane transporter activity; L-lysine transmembrane transporter activity; L-arginine transmembrane transporter activity. The record is from RefSeq and is a predicted model, not a curated record. Lineage: Eukaryota; Metazoa; Arthropoda; Insecta; Hymenoptera; Formicidae. Gene Ontology annotation, biological process: L-ornithine transmembrane transport; L-arginine import across plasma membrane.